CCGUGUGCGCCUUGUACUUGUGUCAUCAGUGUCGGUUGUUUAACUCCUCCUGGUUCACCGACGGACGAGCUGUUUAAACGCGCAGCAGCUUCGCCUCCUCCUUCAGGCGCCAUGCUAAUGGAGCCCUGCGCGGUUUUUGCAUUGACACCAUGAGCUGAAGACGGCAUGGUGCCAUCAUCGCUUUGAUGACGGCAGAGCGUGAAAGAGGGCCUGACCAUGGGAGAGAGAAGGAGGUCACCAUGUGCCGAAGUCUGUCCAAAUAUGCUUUCAUCUUCCUCCUCCUGGCCCUUUGUGGCCUCAUCUUCCUGCUACGGAACAUCCAUACGGUGGAGCACUUGAACUGCCACACAAUCUCAGCCCUCUACCAGGUCCAGACAAGGAUCCAAUCUGUCCUCACGUCGGUGGAGCUCCCAAAGUUUUAUCAUAACCGAACCUUCUGUGCCCAUCUUGGCCAAAAACCCUCCCCUGAGGAUGAACUGGAGGAACAUUACCUUCUGGACACCAUCACCUGGCCUGAACCUCCACCAGGCUCUAAAACAACUCUGCGCCAGACUAGUGACCCCGUGCACAGCCUGUUUGCAAUCCUACCCACUAAAGAAGGAAGGGUGUGGCACGUGGGCGACCAGCUGGAGGCUUUGGUCCAAAUGCAUGACUUUCAGGGUCGUCCCAAGCGUUACGGCGGGGAUUUCCUGUUAGCUCGUCUGCAUUCUCCAAAGCUCGGAGCGGGCGUUGCGGGUGAGGUGUUGGACCACAAGAAUGGAUUUUAUUCUGCCCUGUUUCCCCUCCUGUGGGCAGGGCCUGCAAGCGUCGAGAUUAUGCUCGUGCACUCCAGUGAGGCUGUUGCUGUGCUGCGACGGCUAAGGGAAGAACGUCCUGAUCGGGUCUUCUUCAAGAGCCUGUACCGCUCAGGAAUCUUGUCUGAGACCACUGUGUGCAACAUGUGCUUGCCACCAGACCAGCAUCCACUGUGUAACUACACAGACGUUUACACCGGCGAACCCUGGUACUGCUACAAGCCCAAGCUGCUCAGCUGUGACAGCAGAGUUAACCAUGCCAAGGGAGGCUAUCAGAAGCACCUCAUCACCAACAAAGAAGCUCUGCUCUUCCAGAGUGGUGUAAACAUCAAAGUUGACAUACAUGCUUCUGGGCCUGACCAAAUUAACGUGCUGCCUCGGAGGAAAGGUAAAAUAACCAUUGAAAGCAGCGGCAGUGUGAAACCAGAGCCUGUUCAGCCGGCAUCGUCUGGAUACUACUACGAGGACUCAUGGAGGCCUUUAGGAGGCAUCAAAAUGCACCGCUUCAAUGACUCGUCUGCAGUCACUCAGUGUCUGAAGGACAAAGUGAUCCAUAUGUAUGGAGACUCGACUGUCAGGCAGUGGUUUGAGUAUCUCAACGCUUUCGUACCAGGAUUGAAGGAGUUCAACCUGCAUAGUCCUAAAAAUGUUGGACCUUUCAUGGCAGUAGACAGUCCCCAUAAUAUUCUCUUGACCUACCGGUGCCACGGCCCCCCCAUCCGGUUCUCCACUGUUAUGUCCAGCGAGUUGCGCUACAUAUCAAACGAAUUGGACAGCCUCUCCGGAGGACCAAACACUGUUGUUGUCCUCAGCAUCUGGGCGCAUUUCAGCACCUUCCCUGUGGAGGUCUACAUCCGGCGACUUCGUCACAUUCGCCGUGCACUGGUGCGACUUUUGGACAGAGCACCGGGAACGUUGAUUGUGAUCCGCUCGGCCAACCCCCAAGCUUUAGACCAAGAGGUGAGCCUCUACAACAGCGACUGGUACUCCCUGCAGCUCGAUGGCGUGCUCAGAGCCAUGUUCAAAGGAAUGGACGUUCUCCUGGUGGACGCCUGGCAAAUGAGUUUAGCGCACCACUUCCCUCAUGCCCUUCAUCCACCUCCAGCCAUAGUCAAGAACAUGAUAGACCUCCUCUUGUCUUAUGUUUGUCCAGAACAGAAGAGCCAACAGAACUAGAAUGACAAGGCAGAACUUAGUCCUUUAAACCUUUUUGUAUGUUGUUCAGUCCAGAACAUCCUCUUCUAAAUUUGGGAAUUCAAACUGGACGGAAAAAAGUUGAGGUGUAUUAUAUUGUCCAGUCAUACACUUUGCUACACAUUUUCAUUAGCCAGUAGCUACUGAGGCUCCACUUUACCAAAGAUGGACUUUAUGAUCAGAGUUCAUUCCGAUCAGGAAAUCCAGAUGUUCAGUUGGGGUGUGUUACUAUCAAACCGACAAAGGAUUUGAACCCACCCUUCCUGGUUUUCUCUGUAUAAUAUUGCUGUUGUAAUCCACGACAAACAUUUAUUCUUUAGCAUCUUAAACAAAAGGCUCCACAAACAGAGAACUGCAGUUAUGUUCAUGUAACUACUGUUAAUCUGCUUAAUCGCUUGCUGCUUUUGCAGCAUCUUUGCCUUUACAUACAGUCAGUGUUUACAUACAGUAUUAUACAAAAGUUUUAGGCACACGUGGAACUUCCUAAAACAAGAAGCUGGUGAAAUAACUUGUGCAAGUUUAUUAUCGACAAACCACCAGCACUCGUCUUUAUGAUGUCAUGUACCAGGUGGCACACAAAGAAACCUUUUGUUGUUCGAAAAAGAGUUAUAAUAACUACUCGUUUCUUUCACAAAAAGUGAUAUUUUUUUUAUUUAUUUUUUUAAAUUGUAAGGGGUAGUGCAUUUUACAGACAGGGUACAGCGUCAGUCUGCGCAUAUGUAGAGCUGGGUUCGAAAUACACUCAUGCUCCUUGUCCGUGUCCUUGGACAAGACCCUUAACCUGCAUGGUCUCAAUCCAUCCAGUGCUAAAUGGGUACCAGUCUGCCUGGCGUCCCAUCCAGAGGGGGUCACAGAGUCUCACCCAUGUGAUGUUACAGAAUCACAUUGACCCCAAAGCGUUAAUGAGCCUUGGGGCCAAUAUAGGACGUUUGUUGGAAACAAAAGGUUCAAAAUCAGAAAAUUUAUCAAAAUCUUGGUGCGCCUAAAACUUUUGCCCAGUACUUUACAUGUCAAACAGUGAAAUAAAUCUGUUAUUUAUUUAUAGUGAAUCAUUUCUGUUGAUUUGUGUUCCUGCAGAGAUUACAGCUCCGCCUGUUCUAUCAGACUCAUAUAUAUUUUAGUUUUAGUCAUAAUUCCUGCCAGUAUCGCUAACAUUAGCAGAUCUGUUGUGGCAACCCCGGGCAAAGCGGGAGAAGCCAAA
This is a messenger RNA of Thalassophryne amazonica, 3189 nucleotides long. It is a transcript of the gene nxpe3, whose product is annotated as neurexophilin and PC-esterase domain family, member 3. Bases 186 to 1970 code for a protein of 594 amino acids. The transcript has 7 exons. The record is from RefSeq and is a predicted model, not a curated record. Lineage: Eukaryota; Metazoa; Chordata; Actinopteri; Batrachoidiformes; Batrachoididae.